CCUGCUGUGGAAUCGCUCUUGCGGAUGUUUCUGCGGAGAAGGGCCCUGACAGUCGAGGGGCGGCGCCUCUCCGCACCUGGCGCACUCCUGGCGGAGCCGGACGGAUGACGGACGAGGAUGCCAUGAGAAAAGCUGGCGUGGCCCACAGUAAAUCUAGCAAGGAUAUGGAGAGCCAUGUGUUCCUGAAGGCCAAGACUCGGGAUGAAUACCUUUCUCUCGUGGCCAGGCUCAUUAUCCAUUUUCGAGAUAUUCAUAACAAGAAAUCUCAGGCUUCUGUCAGUGACCCGAUGAAUGCCCUGCAGAGCCUGACUGGUGGACCUGCUGCGGGAGCAGCUGGAAUUGGCAUGCCCUCUCGGGGCCCAGGACAGUCACUGGGUGGAAUGGGAGGCCUUAAUGCCAUGGGACAGCCAAUGCCCCUCUCAGGACAGCCACCCCCUGGUACCUCAGGGAUGGCCCCCCAUGGCAUGACUGUUGUGUCUACAGCAGCUCCACAGACCCAGCUACAACUCCAGCAGGUGGCGCUGCAGCAGCAGCAACAGCAGCAGCAGUUUCAGCAGCAGCAGGUGGCGCUGCAGCAGCAGCAGCAGCAGCAGCAACAGCAACAGCAGCAACAGUUCCAGGCUCAACAGAAUGCUAUGCAGCAGCAGUUCCAGGCAGUGAUGCAGCAGCAGCAGCUUCAGCAGCAGCAGCAGCAGCAACAUCUGAUCAAAUUUCAGCAAAACCAGCAGCAGAUACAGCAGCAGCAACAGCAACUGCAGCGGAUAGCACAACUGCAACUGCAGCAGCAACAGCAGCAGCAGGCUUUGCAGGCUCAACCACCAAUACAACCACCACCAAUGCAGCAGCCACAGCCUCCCCCCUCCCAGACCCUGCCCCAGCAGCUGCAGCAGAUGCACCACACGCAGCACCACCAGCCACCACCACAGUCCCAGCAGCCGCCAGUAGCUCAGAACCAACCUUCGCAGCUCCCGCCACAGUCACAGACCCAGCCUUUGGUAUCACAGGCUCCAGCCCUCCCUGGACAGAUGCUGUAUGCCCAGCCACAACUGAAACUGGUCCGAACUCCAAUGGUGGUACAGCAGCCCCAGGUGCAGCCCCAGGUGCAGCAGGUGCAGCCCCAGGUGCAGCAGCAGACAGCAGUGCCGACAGCUCAGGCCUCCCAGAUAGUGGCUUCCGGAGUCCAGAUGAUCACCGCAGCCUUGGCCCAAGGUGGGAUGCAAGUAAGAGCCCGGUUUCCGCCCACCACCGCUGUGUCUGCCGUCCCGUCAAGCACCAUCCCUUUGGGCGGACAGCCCUCGGCACAGGUCAGCCAGAGCAGCCUCACCAUGCUGUCCUCACCAUCGCCGGGCCAGCAAGUACAGACCCCGCAAUCGAUGCCCCCUCCCCCACAGCCGUCCCCGCAACCUGGCCAGCCCAGCUCACAGCCCAACUCCAACGUCAGCUCCGGCCCAGCCCCAUCCCCCAGUAGCUUCCUGCCCAGUCCCUCACCACAACCCUCCCAGAGUCCAGUGACAGCGCGCACCCCACAGAACUUCAGCGUUCCCUCACCGGGACCUUUAAAUACCCCUGUGAACCCCAGCUCAGUCAUGAGCCCAGCUGGCUCUAGCCAGGCCGAGGAACAGCAGUACCUGGACAAGUUAAAGCAGCUGUCCAAGUACAUCGAGCCCCUGCGCCGCAUGAUCAACAAGAUCGACAAGAAUGAAGAUAGGAAAAAAGACCUGAGUAAGAUGAAGAGCCUUCUGGACAUUCUCACAGACCCUUCUAAGAGGUGCCCCCUGAAAACACUGCAGAAGUGUGAGAUUGCUCUGGAGAAACUCAAGAAUGACAUGGCGGUGCCCACGCCCCCACCACCUCCAGUGCCACCAACCAAACAACAGUACCUGUGCCAGCCACUCCUGGAUGCCGUCCUGGCCAACAUCCGCUCACCCGUCUUCAACCAUUCCCUGUACCGCACAUUUGUGCCGGCUAUGACAGCCAUCCAUGGCCCACCCAUCACGGCCCCAGUGGUGUGCGCCCGGAAGCGUAGGUUUGAAGAGGAUGAGCAGCAGAACAUCCCCAAUGUGCUCCAGGGGGAGGUGGCCAGGUUAGACCCCAAGUUCCUGGUGAACUUGGAUCCUUCUCACUGCAGUAACAACGGCACCGUCCACCUGAUAUGCAAGUUGGAUGACAAGGACCUCCCGAGUGUGCCGCCUCUGGAGCUCAGCGUGCCUGCCGACUACCCUGCCCAGAGUCCGCUGUGGAUCGACCGACAGUGGCAGUACGAUGCCAACCCCUUCCUGCAGUCGGUGCACCAGUGCAUGACCUCCAGGCUGCUGCAACUUCCCGACAAGCACUCUGUCACCGCCCUGCUCAACACUUGGGCACAAAGUAUCCACCAGGCCUGCCUCUCAGCUGCCUAGCCACCACUGCUGCUCCCUCUUGGGCCACCCCUCCCCCAGCUGCCAGGGACCUCGUCGGGCCACAAAAGACACACGCCUCACAUUGGACGUUUCUAGGUGUUGGCUUCCUUAGAGAGCCUGGACUUAGGUUAGCUUUCUUGCUUUUAUCUUCUGUCUUGGGGACCUGCCAAACAUUUCCCACACUUGUACAGGACUAGGACAGGUGACCAUGGCGCUGGCUCUAUCCUCCAGGAAGUCAGACGUGCUCUACCCUGUGCCCUCCAGGGCCCUUGUCCAUGCUCAGCUCCUGGCGGAGUGCUCAGGGUCUUGUUGGAGCAUCUUGUGUGUGAGUCUGAAAACAUGUCUACUGUUUCAAUAGCAGACAUAGAGAACAUAGGAAAUCUUUAAAACACACAGAUUUCUCUGAUAAGUUUUGGGUUCAGACCAUGCCACUGUUGGCAUGUGGAGUGCCACAGAAGCUCCCAGAUACAGGGAUGCUGGCUGUGUCGCAGAGGGAGGGCUGGCCUACAGGUGGCUGCAAGUCCCCUGCCACCAACUGGGCCUUAUACCUCACGGCAUUCUUCCUUCAAGCCCUGGGGGCCCUCACAGCACUUGUGGGGGCACAGAGGGAGCAGGGACAUCUGGGGUAUCCUGCCCCGGCACUGUACCCACUAGUUGGACACUUGGCCCGCUGUCGGGUUAGGCUGCCAUCCUUGGGACCUGGUGUCCUCGGAGCCCCUUCAGAGAGUGAGAGCUUCGUGGUGGGGCACCAGCCGGCCCUCUGAUGAUCAGAGUUUCUUCCUUUUAUAUGUGCACUACCAUGUCAUCUGUGGUUCUUAUAAUAAAUUUAUUAUUCCUGUGUUUGCCAUGAAUUUAUCACUAUUUCCCCACCCGCAAUGAGCAGGGCACCUACAUCCAGUGAAGGACAAUGUCAGGGCUGAGUUAGUUCCCCCGGACUUGGAGAUGGCCACAGAUACCCAGACUUUGGUUUACCCUCAUCUGAUAGUUCCUUGUCCUGGUUCAGCCCCAGGUUUCUGGUGAAGUUCCUGUAGCCCAAAGUGGGAAAAGGCAAAGAUGAGCACUGAGGGAACAGCUGAUAGGGCCGGAAGGACUGUCCUGCCAGGUGAGGAUUGCCACUGAACUGACCACAGCCACGGGAGGGGACCGAAACUGCUGUUAGUGAUGAUUGAGGGCAUGUGUGAGGUCCUCACAGGGUGGGUUGGCCCCUCAAGAGGACCAUUCUUCUGUGGCUGUGGCCUUCAUGGAGGAUGGCAGACGUGGCAGGUACCUCAUUGGCUGUGUGUGUCAGUUAAGACAGGAGGACGGCAUCUUUACCCACUGCCCCCCUCCCAGCCCACCUGGGGUGUCCUAUUGGUCAGGAUACCUGUGUGACCAUGUGCCUAGAAGACAGUUCCCGACCUGGUCAGGGGCAAGAAUGCCUCAUUGGCUCCAAGAGGGCCACUGUGCUCUUCAGCACAGCCCUGGACCCUGAGAUGCUGAGGUGUCUGCCAGGAGGAUCCAACUACAGCAGGGAGCAGGGCUCGUGGCAGACCACCAGGCGGUGAUGCCUGAUAGCCAGUGAGUGGUGAGACUUGCAAAUGGGAGUAACGAGCUUUAUUUCCAGUCUCCAGCGGGUAGGAUAAUACUUAGUUCAUAAUGUAUUUUUGUGUAAAUGCAGAAUAGCAAAAUAUUGAGUAAAAAAAUAACUCCUAAAUUCUGAGACCAAGUACUUUAUGUAUGCCGUGAGUUUUGUUUAUCUGAAACUUGGCUUAAGUGUUUUAGAAUUCUUUUUAAUUACUAUCUAGUGAGGGUUAGUGUCUCCAGCUGCGAGGAUGAGGCCAGUGGCCCUCAGAGCAUGGAGCGGUGCAGUCGCCGGCUCUGCACAACCUGUAGCCUUUUCUGUCGCUCUGCAAAGUUACUCUUUAGAGACUGCUUCAGCGCGGGCAGGAUGGCACGCUCCACCAUGGGUGUUGGGCUCAGAAUCAGGCUGGUGGGAGCAGAGGAAGGGUCUGUGCCUGGGCUCUCAGAAGCAGAGAUGUGACAGGGAGCGAUCCCCAGAGCCCAAGAGCUGCUGGCACCUGACAGGGUGAGCACCCCACCCAUCCCAGGCCAGCGAGACUCACCAUUUCUUAGAGAUGCCCUUGGUGGGGACCUUGGGGAACUGCGUGGUCCCUGGGUGAAGGGCCUCCUGGUCCCUGAGUGAAGGAAGAGCCUGUGAGCCCCAGAAAACCGGGCCCCUCUCUUUUGGGGAGGGGCCCAAGCACGGGGCGCUUACUUGGGAGAACUCAGCCCAGCCUCCUCAGGGGCAGCCUUGAGCCGCUGGUUCCCUUCCAGAAGGGACUUUAGGUGCUGCAGCUGAAAGGCAGGGAGAAGGGCAUGGAGGGUGGGUCCUGCUGACUCAUCAGGGACAAGCCACCCCGCCUCCCCCAGUCCUGAGCCUCACCUCUUGGGCCUGCAAAAGGUUGGCAUUCCAUAGCUGGCGGAUGACUACCUCACACUGUUGAAGUGUGGCGGGCUUGCGCAGGGCUGGGGGCAAGUUCAUCAAGGGUGAUGCCCCCAUUGCCUGCUUGCCCUUGUGCUGGCUGCCUGCCACCGAGGUCGCCGCUGGAUUGGAGAUCUCCACUUGGUCAUCUCUGAAACAGUCAUUGCAGCAGCCCCCAGGCGGCCUGCUCAGAUUGCCCUGACUGCCACCACCUCAACACAGGGCAGCACUGCCAGCAUGGGGUGUGGAGGGUGGGUGCCCAUGCAGCCUCCUUGGCCUGGUGGUUCUGUUCUGACCUGGGUGCUCUAGGCACCAGAUGGAAACCUAGUUGUAACUCACCAGGGCUCGUCCCUUCCUCCCCUCUAAUUUGAAGGCCAAAUUACUUAUAGUUACUUUGAGAAAAUAGUUUAGGGGCUGCUAUUGGCCCCUCUUGUGGGCUCACGUCAGUACAGGGACCCUGUGGAACCCCCAGAGGACAGAAAGGCAGUGUCCACCCAAUGGAUGAAUCCAUCCGCUUUCAGGAGCUUGGUUUGUGCUCAAGACAGACCAUCUGGAAGGGCAAAGUGGUUUGCUGUUUCUAGGGUGUGAACCUAGCAAAUGUAAUCCCAGGAUCGCUGGGUGCAGGUGAACCUUACUUGGGUGGGUUCAUAAUGUAUUUACUUUUCUGUCCCCUGUGACCCGGGGACUUUGUCCAGUUUGUGAAGCAGGGCAGCAACCAGGGGCUCCUCAUCUUGGUCCGUCUUCUGGGAAACAGUGGCUUUCAAAUCUUGCUUCUUGGAGAAGCUUGGCUGGGACCUGGCCUUGCCUUGAGAGUUGGCUGUAGGUCAGACCCGGAGCUAGUCACUUAACCUUACCCUAGCGCUCCAAGAUCAGCUCUGGGACCCAAGGAGCCUCCCCCAACCUCAGGUAUCUCUUCUGUUAAAAAAAAAAUCAAAAUCAACAAACAACUAUGAACCAGAGACACUCUAUGGGGUGUG
This is a messenger RNA of Talpa occidentalis (Iberian mole), 5837 nucleotides long. RefSeq names its product mediator complex subunit 15 (gene MED15). Gene Ontology annotation, molecular function: transcription coregulator activity. Gene Ontology annotation, biological process: regulation of DNA-templated transcription. Lineage: Eukaryota; Metazoa; Chordata; Mammalia; Eulipotyphla; Talpidae. The coding region runs from base 105 to 2399 and encodes 764 amino acids. The transcript is spliced from 18 exons. The record is from RefSeq and is a predicted model, not a curated record.